This is a messenger RNA of Penicillium diatomitis, 933 nucleotides long. RefSeq lists its product as uncharacterized. The transcript is spliced from 3 exons. The coding region runs from base 1 to 933 and encodes 310 amino acids. NCBI's taxonomy places the organism in Eukaryota, Fungi, Ascomycota, Eurotiomycetes, Eurotiales, Aspergillaceae. The record is from RefSeq and is a predicted model, not a curated record.
AUGACUACGGGGACCGCGCAAGAUCAAGGUCCCAAAAUCUUGGUGGUGUGCUGGAUCCUGGUCAUCGUGCCUGGCCUCAUCGUCGGCUUACGAUUCUAUUGCAAGGUGAUGCUCAGCCGAGGAUUCGGCUGGGAUGAUGCGACGAUCUUAGUAGCAUGGACUCUCCAGCUUAUCUACACGGCGAUGAUCACCCAGUCAGUCAAAUUAGGUGUGGUCGGGAAACAUGUUAACUCAAUACCAGCUCGCGAAGCCAUCCCAGAAGCUCUGAAACUGGUAUACAUCUCAUUUGUGAUCAUCAUCAUCGGCUGCGUUCUAAGUAAAACCUCGUUCGCUCUCACACUUCUACGAAUCAUAACGAAGACCUGGAUGAAAGUCUUACUAUGGUAUAUCAUUAUCUCAAUGAACGCGAUCAUGUGGCUCUGCGCCAUUUGCUAUCUGAUUCAGUGCUCACCGACUGCCGCACUGUGGGAUAUCAGAUUGAUGAAGACUGCGAAUUGUUGGCCGACUAUUGUUUUUGAAGCCAUCGCGCUUGCGGCAGGAGUUUUCCUUGUUCUUGCAUCAACUCAAAGUCGGCUAAUGUUCAAUUUUACUCUCAGCUUAUUCUGGUCUCAUGGACGUGGUUCUCGCUCUUCUUCCCUGGCCCGUGAUCUGGAAAUUGCAGAUGCGACGCCGCGAAAAGUUCGGCAUUGCGCUGGCAAUGAGCAUGGGGAUAUUGUAAGAUCUCUGCGUCGACAAAACUCAUCAAUUAACGCGGAGACUAACUCCAAACGAAGUGCAUCCAUAACAGCAUUCAUCAAGACUUCCCAACUCGUCAACGUGGCUCAUCUUCAUGAUUUUACCUGUACGCCAAAGACACACUUCCCACCCCAUACCCAGUUCCCAACAGUAUCUCUCCUCUCCGACGGACCCAGUAACGAAUCAUCACAAGACUAA